Messenger RNA from Dentiscutata erythropus, 438 nucleotides. The record is from the annotation of a GenBank genome assembly. NCBI's taxonomy places the organism in Eukaryota, Fungi, Glomeromycota, Glomeromycetes, Diversisporales, Gigasporaceae.
AUGGCUACGCUUGAUACACCACCUACUUAUCCUGCAUUUGGAAUGAUGGACGCACUUAAACCCAAAAUUCAUGAUCAAAUUACACCUAACAGUCAAAUUGCAUCUUAUAAUCAAAUCACAUCUUAUUCUUCUACAGUACCUAUACUACCGAAUAUGUCAUCGUCUAUGUUAUCUAAUCAACUACCAACUUUACUACCAGGUUUCAAUCCUUACAUAUAUCCUUAUAGUUUAUUUUAUUAUCAAAUGCCUCAAUUUCAAACUACUAGUAGUAAUAUUUCUUUAAAAGAAUUUUUUUCUAAAUUAGAUCAAAUUCAUAAUAGUAAUGGUUUGUAUGCUAGUUUUGAAAAUUCAUUUGAAAAGUACGGAGUUACAGUAAAUGGUAUAAAGGAUUUAACAGAUGAACAACUAGAUGAAUUAGGCAUAAUUCAGUUUGGAUAG